AUGCCUGUGGAGACCCACAGCUCCCUGAUGGACAACGUGAAAACCCUCGAUUUCUUCCGCAGGCUGGAUUUCCAUCCAAGUCUCUUCCCAGCAGCACCAGCCAACCAUCUGUUCAGAGAUCUGCCACCUGCCAAUUAUGCCGGUUUUCUCUCUCGAUUUUGCCAGGGUCUGAAGUCUUCUGUUCGUCUCCUCAGCAACACCAGCCUACCCACCCUUUCGCUCCCCGCACCCCCUGGCUAUCUUUGGCCUAAGGAAGAGGGCGAGACCCCCUUGGACCUGAGCAGAAAUAAACAACAACAACAGCAGCAGCAGCAACAGCAAGUUUCCUCCCAUCAUUUCGCUCCUUCAAGCCUCCUCAGCUCCUCGCCACUCGAUUGGUCAAUCCUCCAA
Dibothriocephalus latus is the source of this 390-nucleotide messenger RNA. The record is from the annotation of a GenBank genome assembly. NCBI's taxonomy places the organism in Eukaryota, Metazoa, Platyhelminthes, Cestoda, Diphyllobothriidea, Diphyllobothriidae.